AUUUAAUCCAGUCUUAAUUUUAGAAUUAAAAAUGCUGAGAUGGAGUUUUUUGUUGAUGGUAGUAACGAUCCAUCAAGUCGUGAGCCAAAAAUAUGGCCCUUCAGUGGUUACUACCCAAGGUGAGCCUUGGCCAGUGCCAUACAAACGUAGUCUUCAUGGUGGAUUUAAAUUAAUACAUCCACAAGCUGUUAUAUACCGAUACAAUCACAAUCAUCCAAUACUCGUUGAUGCAGUUGCAAGAUAUCGUAAUAUCAUAAUUAAAGAAUGUGAGAUUGGUUAUCGUUCAAUAAAACAUCAACAAAAUGAUAAUAAUAUUUAUAGUGAUCCCAACUAUAAGGGUGAUAUCAAUAUAAUAACAUUCAAUGUACCUCUGGAUGAAGAAACACGUCCUUAUCUCAACAUGAAUGAGAGCUACACACUGACUAUUGCUGAUUCUAGUCAGAUUGUUAUUGAUGCUGGUUCUAUAUGGGGAGCACUUCGUGCCCUCGAAACACUUUCACAACUUUUAACACCAUCUGGAAAAGAAAUUAGUAUGAUUAUUCAACUUCAGACAAUUUAUGAUGAGCCAAAAUUAUCACACAGAGGUCUCUUGUUAGACACGUCCCGUCAUUAUCUGCCAGUGUCAGAUAUAUUGAUGACACUUGAUGCGAUGUCUUAUAAUAAACUAAACGUAUUUCAUUGGCAUAUUGUUGAUGACCAAAGUUUUCCUUACAAGGGUAAAAAAUAUCCCGAAUUAGCUGAAAAAGGAACAUGGCACCCUGAGUUUUUAUACACUUUAAAUGAUGUCAAAAAUAUUAUUGAGUACGCAAGACUACGUGGUAUUCGUGUCAUCUCAGAAUUCGACUCACCAGGGCAUGUCGCGUCAUGGGGACAGUCACAUCCAGAAUUUUUAACAACUUGUUAUGAUACAUCAGGAAAACCCGAUGGAAAACUAGGACCAAUGAAUCCAAUUAGUCCAAACAUUUGGGAAUUUCUUAGCAGUUUUUUUGAGGAAGUAUUUGAAUUAUUUUAUGAUAGUUUUGUUCAUCUUGGUGGUGAUGAAGUACCAUUUGAAUGUUGGCAAAGUAAUCCAGAUAUUAUCACUUAUAUGAAUAAUAAUAAUAUGGCAAGUGAUUUUACCCGCUUGGAAAAUGAGUACAUACAAAAACUUCUAAAAAUACCAGAGAGCCAUAAAAAAAAUGCAAUUGUAUGGCAUGAAGUAUUUGAUAAUGGAGUAACAUUGACACCCAGUACAGCUGUUCAUGUAUGGACUGGAGACUGGAAAAAAAAACUGCAAAAUGUUACCGAGGCAGGACACCCAGUGCUUUUAUCAGCUUGCUGGUAUCUCGAUCACGUAGCAGGUGGUGGAGAUUGGGAAAAAUAUUAUGAUUGUGAUCCACUUGAUUUUGUUGGAUCUGAUUCUGUAAGACAUUUGAUGCUUGGAGGAGAAGCGUGCAUGUGGGGUGAAUCAGUUGACAGGACAAAUAUACAUCAGAGAGUUUGGCCACGUGCAAGUGCUGUAGCUGAACGUCUCUGGAGUUAUGCCAAUGAAACAGUAGCAGUUGCAGCUCAACGACUUGAAGAGCAUACGUGUCGUAUGAACCGUCGUGAUAUUCCUGCUCAACCUCCCAACGGCCCAUCAUUUUGCUACAUAUAGGACUUUUUUUUUGAUUAAAACUCUUAUCUUUUCAUCAAUAAAUUGCAAUCCGAUAAAUAUUAUGUUGUUAUGUGUUAAAAUUAAAUUUUUGAUGGAAUUCAAAUUAAAUGAGCUGAAAAUAAAAACUCAACUCAAUUUAAUGUGUGUAGUAGAUCUGUCAAAUAGUCAAGUA
Aphidius gifuensis is the source of this 1808-nucleotide messenger RNA. Its product is annotated as beta-hexosaminidase subunit beta-like. The record is from RefSeq and is a predicted model, not a curated record. NCBI's taxonomy places the organism in Eukaryota, Metazoa, Arthropoda, Insecta, Hymenoptera, Braconidae. The coding region runs from base 32 to 1636 and encodes 534 amino acids. Gene Ontology annotation, molecular function: beta-N-acetylhexosaminidase activity. The transcript has 6 exons. Gene Ontology annotation, cellular component: membrane. Gene Ontology annotation, biological process: ganglioside catabolic process; carbohydrate metabolic process; glycosaminoglycan metabolic process.